Molecule: messenger RNA, 2829 nt
Organism: Parus major (Great Tit)
Lineage: Eukaryota; Metazoa; Chordata; Aves; Passeriformes; Paridae
Product: keratin, type II cytoskeletal 80
Exons: 9
Coding region: 202-1617 (471 amino acids)
Biological process (GO): intermediate filament organization; keratinization
Cellular component (GO): keratin filament
Molecular function (GO): structural constituent of skin epidermis
Source: RefSeq, a predicted model, not a curated record
UUCCAUCAAGGGUUCCACCCUCCUCCGUUUAAUGAACAUCGCAGAACAGGUGCUUGGAAUUCAUUACCAGCCCACGAGCCCAGGAGACGGGAAUUGCACCGGCCCAGCUCCACUGCUCUCCCUCUCUCGGAGGCGGCAGCAGCCACAAACCUCCAGCCCUUUCCUCCCUCUGCCUUUCCCUCCCGGAGCCGCAGCCCGGGCAUGACCAACCCCAGCUCUGCCUUCUCCAGCGGCUCCCUGUGCUCCGGUGAGGUGUCGGGGAGGAUGAGCCGCGGCAGAGCCGCCCCGAGCCCGUCCCCGGAGCGCCGCAGCCCCGACGGCGGCGCCAGCGACGGCCGCGGCUCCCCGGGCAGCCUCCGCUGCCUGCCCCGCUCGCCCUUCUCCGGGGACGGCAGGCUCCCGGGCCCCGUGCGCCUGGACAUCGACACCGACUUCCAGGCCGUGCGGCAGCAGGAGAAGGAGGACAUCAAAGUGCUCAACAACCAGUUCGUGACCCUGAUCGAGAAGGUCCAGAGCUUGGAGCAGCAGAACAAGAUCCUGACGACCAGGUGGAACUUCCUGAAGGACCAGGACAAUUCCCACUCUGACUCGGACAUCAAGGCCAUCUAUGAGCAGUACAUGAGCAAAAUGAACCAGGAGAUGAAGGCGCUCAACUAUGAGCAGGAAAACCUGGAGUCGGAGCUGGCAAAGGUCCUGAGCACCAUGGACACCUUCCGGAGCAAGUACGAGGAUGAAAUUCGUCUUUGCAGCGGGAUGGAAUUCACCUUCAUGGAGCUGAAAAAGGAUCUGGAUGUGAGCACCUUGCACCGAACAGAGCUGGAGGUGAAGCUCAAAGGGCUCCAGGAGCUGCUGGAGCUGAAGAAAACCAUCUAUGAGCAGGAACUGGAGGAGCUGCUGACGGAAAUCAAGGACAUUUCUGUGGUGCUGGGAAUCGACAGCUGCUCCCGGCCAGACCUGGGCAGGAUCGUGGAGGACGUCAGGGCUCAGUAUGAAUUCCUGGCCCUGCGGAGCUGGGAAGAGGCUGAGGCCCUCACCCGGAGGAAGCUCACCGACAGCAGCUCCCAGUCUGGCUCCUUUGGGGGGCACCUCCUCGACAGCCGUCGGGAAAUCGCAGAUCUCAACAUCCAGAUCCAGAAACUCCGGUCCUGCAUCGUGUCCCAGAAGNUCCAGUGCCUGUACCUGGAGGAACACAUCCGUGAGGCUGGCGAGCAGGGGGAGGGGACCCUCAGGGACGCCAAGGCCAAGGUGGCCGGGCUGGAGGAGGCCCUGCAGCGCAGCCGGGAGCACAUGGCUCACCUGGUCCGGGAGUACCAGGAGCUCAUGAACAUCAAACUGGCCCUGGAUGUGGAGAUCCUCACCUACAGGAAGCUCAUGGAAGGGGAGGAGAGCAGCAUGGAGCAGCCCAUUCCCACUGUCAUCAGCGCUGUCCACUCCUGCCCAAAGCCCCUUUCUGCCAGCACCCUGCGGAAUUCGCGGCUGUUUGCCCGGGGCUCAGGGGACACGGAGCCAAGCGGAGGCAGCACCAGGAGCCCCAGGAGAGCCCAGGACGUGCUGGGGACUCCGGACACCGGGACCCAGCCCAAGCUCAGCUCCGAAGCCCCCGAGGAAUGUUCGUAGAAUGGGAUGAACACGGAUCCAAGGCACCUGGGAAGCUCUUCCUCCUGAACUCCAGCCCACAUCCAAGGGAUGAAGGAUGAGGAUCCUGUCCAGGCUGUCCCCUGUCUUCCCACCAUCCCAGUUCACAGCUCCAUUCCCAGUUACAGCAGGAACCAGCCCAGGACUUUAGGGACUCUCCCAUUCCCUUCACCUUCCUCUCCAGGGCUCCCUUCCCAGGGGAUUUGCAGUCACCCCUUGGAAUGUGCCCAGCAGGAGGGAAAUGUCCCUACCCCAGUUUUAGCUGCUGCCAUUGGUCCCUUUACUGGUGUUUCCAAACCCUUUCCCUGCUUCGAGGGUGAUCCCUGAUGUGGCUUCCAAGGAAAACCAUCCAGGUUUCCACACUGGGGAGAGGGAGGAAAACAACCCCAGGGAUGGAUUUGUCACCUGGAUUGACACCCUGGGGGACCCUUGGCCACCUCAGGGCAUUUCUCUCCCUUUGGGGGGACCCUCAUUCCAUUCCAUUCCAUUCCAUUCCAUUCCAUUCCAUUCCAUUCCAUUCCAUUCCAUUCCAUUCCAUUCCAUUCCAUAAGUCCUUCCUAUCCUCCCUCUCUCCAGGCUCCACACAGCAAUUCCAGCUCCUAAAAUUGGGGUAUUGGUUCCUAUUUAACUGCACUGGGAGCAUCCUGGUUUGGUUUGGGAGGGACCUCAAAGCUCAUCCCAUUCCCACCCCGGCCAUGGGGUGGAUAUCCCAGGUUGCUCCAAGUCCUGUCCAACCUGGCCUUGGACACUUCCAGCGAUCCAGGGACAGCCACAGCUGCUCUGGGAAAUCCAUUCCAGGGCCUCAUCACCUGCAAAGGGAAGAAUUUCCUUCCUAAAAUCAAAUCCAAAUCUUCCCUCUUUCAGCCUAAAGCUGGAGAUCUCCCUUGCCUUUGUAUUUAUUGACCUCAGCUUGUACCUGACCCAGCUGCCCCCACUGGCCAAUCCCAAUCCCGAUGCUCCAGACUCCUGGAGCCAGCCCUGGAUGUUCCACGUGGCCUUGGCACAGCCAUCCCUGCAGCCUCUUUCCAACCUCACCCUGAAUCCUGCAGGAUUCCUGACUCCAGCUGCUGCCACUCAUCACCCCCCUCCAAAAUUCCCAGAUUCUGGGUCCCCAUUCCCACAUCCCCACAGGAAAGGAAGCACAGCUCUGGCUCACGGGGUUUGGCUGUUACAAUAAAGUUCUGUUACUCUGAA